Sapajus apella (tufted capuchin) is the source of this 9821-nucleotide messenger RNA. It is a transcript of the gene IKZF1, whose product is annotated as IKAROS family zinc finger 1. The record is from RefSeq and is a predicted model, not a curated record. Lineage: Eukaryota; Metazoa; Chordata; Mammalia; Primates; Cebidae. Gene Ontology annotation, molecular function: DNA-binding transcription factor activity; RNA polymerase II cis-regulatory region sequence-specific DNA binding. Gene Ontology annotation, biological process: regulation of transcription by RNA polymerase II. The transcript has 9 exons. Bases 4380 to 5999 code for a protein of 539 amino acids.
GCGGCGCUGUGCGCGCGGGGCAGCCGGUCGGCCGGGAGCGCGAAAGCCGGGUCGGAGCCGGCGGGGGGCGGGGAGUGUGGCGGAGAAAUGGGGAACAAUGCGAGUGAGCAACUUCAGGAAGUCAUUGUGAAAGAAAGCUGGGAAGAGCUCCGCGGCCAAGUUAGCAGGACACUCUAACAAGUGCCUGCGCGGCGGGCGCCCGGGGCGGGAACUGCGGCGACCCCCCUGGGUCCCCGCGCAGCGCAGCCCAGCCCGGACGGGACGCUCGGCCGCGGCGAGGCGGGCGAGCCCCGCAGGGCAGAGGGAGCCCCGGCUCCGAGGUUGCUCUUCGCACCCGAGGAUCAGUCUUGGCCCCAAAGCGCGACGCACAAAUCCACGUGAGUGUUUUCAAAUUGAAUUUCAAUAGGAAAACUUGGGGUAACUGGUGAAUUUAAAAAAAAAUGUAAAGAAAGGCGGUGAGAUUGAUAAUCCCCGGUGUCGCUCAGAUCCGCCUCUUCUUUCUGAGGACAGUGAAAGCGCUGACUUCUGUCAAGGGUCUGCCGCUCUGCACUGUGCCCGCAGGUGCAGGACCAGGCCGGCAUGGGACACUUCUGAGCAGCCCCGCUGUCACCAGAGGAGGAGGAUUUAGCCCCCAGACAUAUUUAAAUUUAUAGACCUACAUAAACCCACAGAAGUCAGCCUUUGUAAAGUCAUGUGUAAAGAGUUUUCCUUAUAUUUGAGCCGAGAGCUUUCUUUUUAUACUACAAAAAUAAUGAGAUCGAGUCUGAACUUGAUUUCUGUAAAAGAGGAAUUAUCCCGGCUUUGAAAAGUUAGUCCUUUUGCUGACUGCAGGUUUGGCUCUCAAGUCACCAAACCUUCUCAGGAAAACACUUAAUAAUAUUAAGGCAUCAGGUUAUUUGCGGUUACAUUUGAAAUGUAUUUUAAAUAUUUGUCAAACAUCGCUGGUGAUGCCUAAGGAACCUCGUGAGGGCUUGAUUGUUUUUCCUUCUAAUUUGGAGGCACAGUGUAUGGCAUCUGAUGACCGAAAACCCUAGCGAUUCCAUAGGGUCUGACCAGGCACAGCUUUCAAAUGCAGCUUCCCUCUUUCCAGGGACUGCAGCCCACCCAGAUUGAAUUUCAAUGCGGCACUUUCUGCUUAGGUUUCCCACUCACAAUUUCCCACUGUGCUUCAGGCAGUAUAAUUCAGCUUUGAGAUACCUUGCUUUAAACUUCCAGACAAAAUAGUGUUGAAGAAAUACCUUCUUAUUAGUUCCAUCAGCUUCUGUUAAAAAAGGAAAAUUUAUGGAAGUUGAAAAUACUUCGUAUGAUAUUUAAACCUUCAUAGAAAUUCAGAUGCUUUUAAGGACUGGUUCACUUUGGUUAUGAGAUGAGGAGGGAGAGAAACCCACAGAAAAAUUUCCCGGGUCCUCCUGAAUUUAUUUAUUUGUUUGAAGAUGUUUGUUCAACCAGAUUUAUUGUACUCAUCUUUUAUAUGGGGUUUUAAAAAGCAACAGUUUCAGUAUUAUUUAUAUUAGAAUGUGUAAGAAUUGUUUCUGUGACAAAUCAGAUCAUUUGGGCUGUGGCUUAAAAUGUACACAAGACAAAUAUUUAUGACAGGAAGGUUCACCAUCUUAAACUGGCAUCUUGUAAAAUGCAGAACAUGUUAAAGAGGUAAUGUGUACACAUACAUAUAAAUAAUGAUGUCACAUUAAAAAUACUACACCAUUCUUGCUUGAUUGAAUGUACCUGAUUUCAAAUUUCACCAUGAAGAUAUUUCAUACCUUUUUUACAUGAAAAAAAAAAAUGUGCUUCUCCACCUCCCAGUCCACCAGAGCUGAUGACCAGAACAUUUAUUGAACUAAGUGGUCAUGUUUUCUUCCCCUUUUGUUUCAUGGUGAGAGUUGAAGGAAGGAGUUUUGGAACUCUCCAGUACUUUAAUUCAUCAGUGUUCUAAUUAGAGUGCUACCUCUUGGAAAACUACAUAUCCCCAUAAUGCAGAACCAUCAUAGCAAUAAUCGCCCACCCUUGGGGUCUUCAGGAGACCACAAGGGCUACAGAUAAAAGUGUGGAUGUGUUAGAUUUGACCCUUUUGAAGAGUUUUAUACAGGCGUCUAAAGAGAAGAUCAGCUGUGGCCAUUUGCAGCCAUUUCCCUUGUUGAAAAACUAAGAUUGCAGUGAAUGUGUUGGCGGAGAGGUCUAAAGCCCGGUUGUGCCACAGACCACUGUCUUCCUUGUUUGACCGGAGGCUUGGAGUUUGAGAACAGUGGUUCUUUGGUUUGGAUACAUCUUUGUUCUUGAUUUGGAUGUAUGUGUUUCAUGCAUGGCUAAUGUAGCAUAUUUUCAAUAUAAACAUCAAAGAUUUUGAAAUUGGAAAGAACUCUAUAUACAUUAAUAUACGUAUACACACACACACUUCAAGAUGAUGCGUAUAUUAACAGAUACAUGAAAUAAAGAAAUUCCAUGUGCAUAUGCGUGUACACAGAGCAUGCACGUAGCGUGGAGAGGCAUGGGGCAAUGUGAAAGAAUUUUAUCAGACUGACAUGAAAUUAGUAUUAAAGGCCCCCUUUAUUUUUAACCUUUUACUAAAAGAAAAUGGAUUUCCCUAUAUUAUAUAAUAGUAAAUUUUAGGCAUAAAUAACAUUUUUUGAGUGUUUGCAUAAUGUUAUGUAUUAAUGUAAUGUAACUGCAAUUAACUAAGAAUUCAUCAAGGAUAGCACUGUUUUGUGGCAUUUUUUCCCUCCUCUAAUCUUUGGAAUUGUGAAAUAAUUUCACCAUGAUAUAAGUGUUGGUUCUUGUCAUAUUCUAAGGGAGAUUGAUGUAAGUGGCUUCCCUCCAGCUCACAGAAGGUAAACCUUUUUGUGUUCUCUGAAAACGCUUGCCUUCUGAUGCCUCUGUUUCUAAGACUGACAAGCACUCUGGGGCACUCCGAGCCUGCUUCUAGCGGCAGACUUGCUGCAGCUCCUGCCCUGGCUGUGAACAUUGUUCUCCGUCUGGUGUGUCUACGUUCAUAUUUACGGAGACUUCAGAUCAAUUCCAUUUCAUAUUUGUGCUGAAUAAUCCUUCCAUUUUAUGGGAGAAAACACAAGAUGUAAAAGCAACAAGUGACCCAUCCUUUGAAGCUUACAAGAGAAGACAUAUGAAUCUAUUUCAUAUCUUAAAAACAUAUCAGUUUUAUUUUGCUCAAAAAGGGCACAUGUACAUUUUGACCUAGAUUUUAGAAACGUAGAGUUUCAAAGGAUCAGCAUUAUACAAACUGUUGCUCACACACGCACACUUAAAAUUCAGAUGAGGAACAAGAUAGAAAUGAAGUUUUAUUAGGGACGUAGGGCACCUAAAACCAAAGGAUAUCAGUAGUAACAAAACAGUUUUUACUGUGUGCUCACUGAACACUCAUGCUGGUAUCUUCAUGCAGACCACGGGCUUUCUUACAUUUCUUUGCAGUUUAAUAAAUGACUUCAGACCUCAGGUUACCUUUCUGCAUCUCCUGGAAUAUAUGUUUAUGUUCUUAAAGUUUCAGUGUCAUGACUUUAGUAGCUUUAGUUUGAGUUUUUAAAUGUUUGGUGAUACUCCAACAAAUAUUUUUGAAGACAUUAUGAAACCUUAUGAAGUGCUGCAUACUACAAGUGAGAUACAACAGCAAACAAAAGAUUCACAGAAGGUUUUUAAGUGGCGAUUUGCAGAAGGUUUUUAAGUGGUGAAGUGCGGGCCUGCCCAUUUUGGUGUCUCCUUGGUGGUUACUCCUAAGAAGGCCUGGAGGAAGAGCAACUGAGACCUAAUCCAGGGGCAACUGCCGGACUGUUUCAGUUGGCGAUUUUUCCCUCUCAUGUUUGACAGUGACACAUAGGUAGAUGCCAGAGGAGUCUUCAGCCAACCACCUGUUAAUAAACUGUUAAAAGUGGUGCAAACCGCAGCUCACAGGUAUGGGGGCCAUUUGUCUUGCCUGUUAACAGGCCUGGCCCUAAUUCUUUUCUCCCACGGCCAUUUCUGCCUUUGGGGAACUCACAAUUCCUGUUGACUAAAAGAGCGCCCUUUUCCACCACAAGCUUGACAAAUCAGACGUCCACAUAAUUUCUGAACUCAUUUUGGUUAGGGCAGGAAGCACAGGCUCCCUUCCUGUCUGUGUUUUCCUAAGAGAAAACGGUCUUCCCUCCUUUUUUGCAUAUUUGGCAAGCGGUUCCACCUUUCUCUGCACCCUGGUGGAGUGUGAAGGCAGCAGUGGAACCUUUUGGAGCAGGAGGAGGACACAGAGGCCCUGUAGCCAGGCACCAAGAUCCCUCCCAGGUGGCUGAGUCUGAGGGGAACUCCGAGCAGCCCUGGGUCCUCAAAGUCUGGAUUUGUGUGGAAAAGGCAGCUCUCACUUGGCCUUGGCCGGGCCUUGGUUGGUUGAUAACCUGAGGACAAUGGAUGCUGAUGAGGGUCAAGACAUGUCCCAAGUUUCAGGGAAGGAAAGCCCCCCUGUAAGUGAUACUCCAGAUGAGGGCGAUGAGCCCAUGCCGAUCCCCGAGGACCUCUCCACCACCUCGGGAGGACAGCAAAGCUCCAAGAGUGACAGAGUUGUGGUUACAUAUGGGGCUGAUGACUUUAGGGAUUUCCAUGCAAUAAUUCCCAAAUCUUUCUCUCCCAGUAAUGUUAAAGUAGAGACUCAGAGUGAUGAAGAGAAUGGGCGUGCCUGUGAAAUGAAUGGGGAAGAAUGUGCGGAGGAUUUACGAAUGCUUGAUGCCUCAGGAGAGAAAAUGAAUGGCUCCCACAGGGACCAAGGCAGCUCGGCUUUGUCAGGACUUGGAGGCAUUCGACUUCCUAACGGAAAACUAAAGUGUGAUAUCUGUGGGAUCAUUUGCAUCGGGCCCAAUGUGCUCAUGGUUCACAAAAGAAGCCACACUGGAGAACGGCCCUUCCAGUGCAAUCAGUGCGGGGCCUCCUUCACCCAGAAGGGCAACCUGCUGCGGCACAUCAAGCUGCAUUCCGGGGAGAAGCCCUUCAAAUGCCACCUCUGCAACUACGCCUGCCGCCGGAGGGACGCUCUCACCGGCCACCUGAGGACACACUCCGUUGGUAAACCUCACAAAUGUGGAUAUUGUGGCCGAAGCUAUAAACAGCGAAGCUCUUUAGAGGAACAUAAAGAGCGCUGCCACAACUACUUGGAAAGCAUGGGCCUUCCGGGCACGCUGUACCCAGUCAUUAAAGAAGAAACUAAUCACAGUGAGAUGGCAGAAGACCUGUGCAAGAUAGGAUCAGAGAGAUCCCUCGUGCUGGACAGACUAGCAAGUAACGUCGCCAAGCGUAAGAGCUCUAUGCCUCAGAAAUUUCUUGGGGACAAGGGCCUGUCCGACAUGCCCUACGACAGCAGCGCCAGCUACGAGAAGGAGAACGAGAUGAUGAAGUCCCACGUGAUGGACCAAGCCAUCAACAACGCCAUCAACUACCUGGGGGCCGAGUCCCUGCGCCCGCUGGUGCAGACGCCCCCCGGCGGCCCCGAGGUGGUCCCGGUCAUCAGCCCCAUGUACCAGCUGCACAAGCCGCUCGCGGAGGGCACCCCGCGCUCCAACCACUCGGCCCAGGACAGCGCCGUGGAGAACCUGCUGCUGCUCUCCAAGGCCAAGUCGGUGCCCUCGGAGCGCGAGGCGUCCCCGAGCAACAGCUGCCAAGACUCCACGGACACCGAGAGCAACAACGAGGAGCAGCGCGGCGGCCUCAUCUACCUGACCAACCACAUCGCCCCGCACGCGCGCAACGGGCUGUCGCUCAAGGAGGAGCACCGCGCCUACGACCUGCUGCGCGCCGCCUCCGAGAACUCGCAGGACGCGCUCCGCGUGGUCAGCACCAGCGGGGAGCAGAUGAAGGUGUACAAGUGCGAACACUGCCGGGUGCUCUUCCUGGAUCACGUCAUGUACACCAUCCACAUGGGCUGCCACGGCUUCCGUGAUCCUUUUGAGUGCAACAUGUGCGGCUACCACAGCCAGGACCGGUACGAGUUCUCGUCGCACAUAACGCGGGGGGAGCACCGCUUCCACAUGAGCUAAAGCCCCCCGCGCCCCCCGGGCCACCCCCAGGAAAAGCACAAGGACUGCCGCCGCCUCGCGCCGCCAGCAGCAGAGACUGGACUGGACCGGAUAACGUUGUGCUUGGAUUUGUAGCUGUUUUUCGUUUUAUGUUUGAGUUGGUUGGGGUUUGAUUUGCUUUUGAAAAGAUUUUUAUUUUUAGAGGCAGGGCUGCAUUGGGAGCACCCAGAACUGCCACCUUCCUCGAUGUUUCCCCAGACUGCUGGCUGAGAUUCCCUCACCUGUUGCUUCCUAGAAUCCCCUUCUCCAAAUGAUGAGUCUAAAUUUUCAGAGAGAAAUAGAUAAAACAGGCCACAGCCCGGGAAGGAACGUGCUGGUCUCCGUGCUAAGCACGGGGUUCACAUGCCAGGUCUUUUCCAGUCCCCAGACACAGGGAGCACAGCCCCUGCCUGUGGCUCUACCAGUGAGCAGAUGGACAUGACAGAUGUGCCACCGCCCAAGUGCCCAUACAGCAGGGCCAACAGUCUGUGCCCAGGCCAGCUUUGGGCCACAUGCAGCUAGGUCUCAGAGGCUGCAUUUUUGAGAGAAAAUACUAUUUUAAGUCGUAUUCUGCAUAGGAAAAUGAACUGUUUGGGGAAAGCCGUGUCUAACUGCCCUGGGUGGAGGGAGAGGUCAGGCUAGGGCCUUUCAGCUCCUCCUGGAUUCACUGGCUUUGCGGAGACUGCUCAGAUGGUCUGAGCCUCCUAAGGUUUGCUGCCAGUAUAGGAGGAGCCAGUCUUCCUGUGGGCAUAUCUGGGGAGCCCAGUUCCCCACUUUUUCACUCCUAUGCAUUUAAUGGCCCCCAAAGUCUAUCACUACAGUUUAAACACCGGUCCCGAAAUUUGGAUCUUCAUUAUUUUUGAACCUCUCAAACGGCAACAUUCGUCAGAAAUCAAAGCUUUAUUUCAGAUCUGUUCCUUCCCUGGCUGGUUCCACCUAAGAGCAGAAGAAGCCUCUUUUCCUGAAGAAAUCCAGUCCUAGUCCUCAUUUUAGUUAUGUGCAUCUGUUUGUAGCCGCAAGCCUGAAUUUCUCAGUGUUGGUAAAUUUCUUUCCCUCUUCUCACUGUAUAUUAUUCUCAUUUUAAAGCCCAUAAAAGAGUGAUUUAGAAUGAUCAUUAAUUUUCAGCUUAAUGAAAUACGUGAAGCCCAGCAUCUCUCUUGCUAACACACAGAACUCACCUGUUUGAAACUAAGCUUUCAAACGUGGCGAAGCCCUUUUCUGUAACGGCAAAGCAGCAUGUGUGUUCACAUAUAUGUAGGAUGGCUGGCUCUGCACCUGUGGGAUAUUGGAAUGCACAGGGCAAUCGAGGGACUGAGCCAGACCCUUGGAUAGUAAUGCCACCAGAUCUCCCAGGAAAGAGGAGGCAGGUGGCAUUGCAGGUGAGAACCCUGCCCAUCCAUGCUAUGACAUGGAGGCACUGAAGCCCAAGAAAGGUGUGUGGAGAUUCUAAUCCCAACCAGCAAAGAUCUCCUUUAAAAUUAAUGCUAUCAUUAAGGUCAUUACUCUCAACCACCUAGGCAAUGAAGAAUAUACCAUUUCAAAUAUUUAUAGCACUUCACCAACACUGUCCCAAGAUGAAGCAACAGAGGGGAGAUUGUACAUAAGCACCUCAGCAUUUAAUCCAAACAGGGGUGCUUAGUCUCAGCACUAUGACAUUUCGGGCUGAAUACUUAUUUGUUGGGAGGAAUACUUAUCCUGUGCAUCGUAGGAUAUUUAGCAGCAUCCCUGCUCACUACCCAGUAGAUGCCGGUAGCACCCCAAAUUGACAACCCAAACUGUCUCCACGUAUCACCAACUGUUCCCUUUGAGGAGAAAUCACUCCUGUCGGAGAACCACGGACCUAAAUGAAUUCUAAACCCAUCAAAGGUCUGGGAAGCCUUCCAAGAAAAAAUAAAAUAAAAUAAAGCACUUGAAGAAUAUUCUCAAUAUUCCCAGUCAGCAGUAUCAAGCCUGACUUGUGAUCCUGUGGAACCAUUAUAAAUUCUAUAAAUGAAUUAUUCCCCUUCAGUCUUCAAAAACAUAUUUCCUCAUAAACAUUUGAGUUUUGUGGAAAGGAUGGAGUUAACAAAGAUAUCAUUCUUGAGUCAUGGAUUUAUCUGCUUACAGAAGGGUGUGGCAUUGGAAACUGGAAUAAACAGCAUUGCCACACCGAUGCACUGGUGAAGGAAGAGAGAGGAGCAAGGGCUUUAGACAGCAUUCAUUCAAUAUGCAAUUACAGAGAAAGAUGCGCCUUAUCCAAGUUAACAUCUCUAAGGUGAGAGCCUUCUUAGGGUCUCUCUUAAGAGACUCUCUUGAGUUUGUUGCAAAUUUCACCUACUCUGUCCUUUUCCAUUCAUCCCACUGUGUCAAUUGGUUGAAGGGAGUUAUUUUUUCAAGUGGAAUUCAAACAAAGCUCAAACCAGAACUGUAAAUAGUGGCUGCAGGAAUUCUUUUCUAAACUGCUUUGCCCUUUCCUCUCACUGCCUUUUAUAGCCAAUAUAAAUGUCUCUUUCCAUACCUUCUGUUGUGGUUUUAUAGUGUAACGCCAUUUUUCUUUGAAACUAUUGUAUUUAAAGUAAGGUUUCAUAUUAUGUCAGUAAGUAAUUAACUUAUGUUUGAAAGGUGGUCAUAUCAUGUACCAAAAGUUGCUGAAGUUUCUCUUCUAGCUGGUAAAAGUAGGAGUUUGCAUGACCUCACACUUUUCAUUGUGUAGUUCGUUCUGUUGUAUGAUGGCAUGAGUGUGUGUCUUGGGUACCGCUGUGUACUGCUGUGUGCCUAGAUGCCAUGCACUCCCAUUGUGUUUGAAGUAAAUAUUGGAGACAGGAGGGUUACCCAUAACAGCUUGGCCUGUUGAUUACAGCUAGAAAUCGCUGUUUUUUGUUCCCUCCCGCUCCCUGCCACCCCACCUUCCCAGGAUGUGGAUAGCCUGAAUCUCAGCUCCUUGCCUCAUAUUCCUUCUGUAAUUUGUACCUAGAGAGUGUGAUUAUCCUCAUCCAAGAGUCACUAAAAAUCAUUGCAUUAUCAUUGUGUUAUCACCAAAGGAUAACUCCUAGCUCCAGUUGCUUCAGAUAGCAGCAUGUCCCAUUUCAAAUUUAGAAUUAGCUGCAUAAUAAAAUCUUAGAACCUUCCUUGAGAAAGAGCUACCUGAGAGUAGGUUUGUUAUAUGGUUUCCCCUCCUGUUUUGUGCUUUUCUCUUUUUUUUUUUUUUUUUUGACUGCAAACUACGAGUUUUGUCUUGUCCUUUUCUUGCCAAAACAAACACAAGAUGAACUGAACUUAUUCAGACAAAUCAUGACACCAGUGUAUCCUUCCUUUCUUCAGUUCCAGCAAUAAUGAAUGGUCAACUCUUUUAAAAUCCGUAUCUCUCUCAUUCAUUUCAAUGUAUUUUUACUUUAAGAGGAACCAAAAUUAUUAGACUUAUUUAAGACGUACAGGCAUCAGAAAAAAAGAAGCACAUAUGCUUUCGGUGCGAUGGCACUCACUGUGAACAUGUGUAACCACAUAUUAAUAUGCAAUAUUGUUUCCAAUACUUUCUAAUACACUUUUUUAUAAUGUUGUGUGUGGUGAUUGUUCAGGUCGAAUCUGUUGUAUCCAGUACAGCUUUAGAUCUUCAGCUGCCCUUCUGGCGAGUACAUGCACAGGAUUGUAAAUGAGAAAUGCAGUCAUAUUUCCAGUCUGCCUCUAUGAUGAUGUUAAAUUAUUGCUGUUUACCUGUGAGCAAGGGAUGUACCACUGGAGGGAUAGAGUAUCCUUUUGUACACGUUUUGAAAUGCUUCUUCUGUAGUGAUAGCACAAAUAAAUGCAACGAAUACUCUGUUUGCCCUA